This is a messenger RNA of Penicillium argentinense, 1797 nucleotides long. RefSeq lists its product as uncharacterized. The coding region runs from base 1 to 1797 and encodes 598 amino acids. Gene Ontology annotation, cellular component: cytoplasm. The record is from RefSeq and is a predicted model, not a curated record. The transcript has 2 exons. NCBI's taxonomy places the organism in Eukaryota, Fungi, Ascomycota, Eurotiomycetes, Eurotiales, Aspergillaceae. Gene Ontology annotation, biological process: regulation of nitrogen utilization; negative regulation of transcription by RNA polymerase II; mitochondria-nucleus signaling pathway.
AUGCCUUUAACAACUCCGGUUCUGACGGUGGACGCCGAUAAUAUUCACAAGGUGGACACUGCUAAUGCUCAGAGCCUUCAUGGAAUGUGGAUGGUCUUCUCGAAAUGCGCCGACUACAUGGAUCAGGGCCGUCGGCUCGAGAACCUGAGCUGGCGCCUGUGGACCCGGGAGACCUUCUGCGUUGAACCCGAGAAGUCCAACGAGGCUUCCGUCCUUCCGAAACUUCGCUCCGAGGCCGGUGAUCUCCCGGAGCUCUCCGCCAGUGUCGAAUCGGCCGCGUCCGACCAAGCCGAACGUAUCGAAGCUCACAUCAAGCGCCCUCAAUUCUCUGACUACCGUCCUGCCGUCGUCCGUGAGGACUCCAUGGCUAGCCUGGGCCGCGGUAAGGAGAAGCACAUCACCUCGCUGGAUCUGGAGCGCAUGGUCCUCAACAUCAAGGAGCGGAAGAGCCUCGAGCCGCUGACACCGGCGAUGGAGCCUGCUGCGCCCGUCGUCGACAUCACUCCCCGACCUUCUACUCCUACUCCCACUCCUCCCUCCGUUACUACGGCCCGUCAGGUUGCUCCAUUCCCCCGUCCUUCCCCGUUGCCCCGUGAAUCGACUGAGUCUUGCUCGACUACUGCCCCCGAGGGCAACGACAGCGAUGCCGCCCAUGUCAACGCAUCCGAUACCAGCGUCUCGUCCUCUGGUGUUCUCCCCGCCCGCCCGAGUCUGAUCAAGUCUCCCAGUGUUGUUCGCGGCUUUUCUCCUUCCAACAUAUCUUCUUCCUACCGGUCGCAGCACAAAUUGUCGGUGGACGCCAGCCCUCGCGACGCCUCCCAGGCCAAGCCAUCCCCUCUCAAGAAAAAGGGAGGCAUGUUCACUCUGGGUGGUUCUUCUGCAGACGACGACGAGAGCUCGUUCGAAGAUCGGCUCCGCCCUGUCCCUGGCUCGAACCGACCUAGUCACGGUUCAUCAUUGAAGCCUACUACGAGCAACCCGAGCCCCUCCAAGAAGGUCGCCUCUUUCAGCGACGAGGUUGCAACCCGCACCAUUCGCCCUUUGAAGAGCCCGCUGAGCGCCGACGAGGACGCCAUUGAGUCUGACGACGAGGUCUCGGAAAGUGCCAUUGAGGAUGACGAGGAUUCCGAUUGGGAGGACUCUAUCACAGAGAGCGGUACCGCCAGCGUGGACGAGCGACCCGAGAUGUUCCAGCGAGUGGAUUCGCGACCUAAUCUUGUGUCCCGCCGGUCGCUUCUUACAAUGAUGAUGCACCAACCUACCAAAAUGAACAUGCCUAAUGGAAACGCAUUCCGGUCCAGUCCCGCGCUGCAGCGAGCUCGCCUGACAUCACCCAACGGUCCCUCGAUCCCGACUUCGCCUCCUGAAAAGGACGAGGAAAACCUCACCAUGCGUGGUCCCGAUGUGCCUCGAUCCAAGCCCAUCGGCAUGAAGACGCCUGGGCCCCAGUCGGUCGCUCACUCCCCUCGUACCACCCGCCGCAACAUGCUUGCGACCGAAUUGACCGAAUCACUUCGCCGACACCUGCUCUGGGAGCGUCAACAGAAGAGCGCGACCGCCAAUGCCUUCAAGCGCCGCCACACUACCCAUGAUAUGAAGAAUUUGCAGGAGUACCCUGGUCCCAAGGAUGCUGGCUCUAAGGGACCUCACCAGGCCCCGGGCGUGGGUCCUUCCGGCACCGUCGAUGGAAACGCCUCCAACCAAUUUGAAACGUCUAAAGAUCUUGCUAAGAACGGAUCAUGGACCAACUACGCGACGGACUUUGGCCCUUGGGAAUACCAUGUCAAGGGCUGGUAG